GAGUUGAUUUAUCAAACUUUCUGACAAUGUCAAUAGGGCACAAUUAGCUUUUUCAUGACAGAAUUUUGAUACGGGUCCUGUAUUGGAUCUUGUCAAUGUAGAUUCUGUCGGUCAGUUCUUCUUUAUUAUCAAGGAGUGACCUCUGGAGAGCAUUGCCAUAAUAUAGAGCAAUUCUGGGUUCUAUAAUUAUUGAAGAAUGCUAGCUAAUUUAGCUAAAAGCAAAAAUACAACAUACAGUAGUAGCUCCAUUAUCCAGAGACUAACCUUUACCUCACAUGUGUUUCCAGUGCCAGAUGAAAGGUUUCAAUCAAUCAGAACAAAACCAUUUAGAUUGUAAGAAGUAUGGCAGACAAUAUACAGGUACCUGGAGGAAUAGUAGCAGCCGCAAGUAAGUUCUUCAUUUCAUUCAAUUGCCCACGUGGAUCAUUGCGUGCACACCAAACAUGUUUGUCUUCAUGGUUCAGAGAACCGUCUACAGGUGAUGAGAGGCUUGGAGGAUGUAGAAGUGUCCGAGUGCGAGAGCUGCUCCUUUGAGGUGACCCUCAACUUGUCAUACAUCGAGGGAGUGUGGACCAGGGAUGGCAUGCGGCUUAAGUCCAAACCCAACUGUCGCAUCAGCACACACGGGAAGACGCAUUUGCUCAUAUUAAGCAGAGUGGCGUUGGCAGAUGUGGGCUUGAUCUCUUUCCAGGCAAAUGGCGUUCAGACCUCCGGCAGACUCACUGUUAGAGCUCGGGACAUCCGCAUUGUCAAGGAACUUCAGGAUGUUGACACUAUGGAACGUCAGUCCGUCAGCUUCUUGUGUGAAGUAAACCAAGUGGAUGUGGAUGGUCGGUGGUACAGAGAUGACUGUAGAAUCCGACCUGGUGACAACAUUAAGAUUAGACAUCAGGGUAAAACCCACACACUGUCUUUUAAGUCGGUCCGGCCGGAGCACGCUGGAGAAAUCCGAUUCACUGCGGAACGCGUCUCAUCUUACGCAACACUUACAGUCAAAGAGCUGCCAGUCCAAAUAGUGCGUCCACUGAGAGUCAAGAUAGCCAUGUACCACCACAGAGGCUUGCUGGAGUGCCAAGUAUCUCGAGCCAACGCUCAAGUCAAGUGGUACAAGAACAACAAGGAGCUUGUGUCCAGCAAAAAGUACCAACUUGUCAGCCAAGACGUUUACAGGCAGCUCACUAUCGAUGACGUCUGCUCCUCGGAUGAAGACACCUACACCUGUGACACAGGAGAUGACAAAACCAGUUGUCAGCUUCUAGUUGAGGAGCAGGCUAUGAGCAUUGUUCGGGGCAUGAGCUCAAUGGAAGUGACAGAACCAGAGCCAGCGCUCUUCCAAGUGGAGACAAGCCUGAAGUCAGGAAGGCCGCCGAGAUGGACCCUGAAUGGGAAAGUGUUGGAGCCCAGCGAAGUGGUGGAUAUGUAUAGGGAGGGAACCAUCCACAGCCUCUGCCUCACUUCCACAGACAGCUCCAUGUCGGGUCCCGUGGUUUUUGUCGCUGGCAAGAGCCGUUCUUCUGCUGAACUUACGGUAAAAGAGCGGCCCCUCCAAGUUGUCCGCAAUUUGGAAGAUGUGGAAGCCAAGGAGAACAGCUCUGUCACUCUGAGCUGCGAGUUUAACCCCUCCCCCAGGGUGGUGAGGUGGUUUAAAGGUCGUACAGCUUUGAAGACUUCAAAUAAGUACAGCAUGAGAAGAGAUCGGAAACGUGCAGAGCUGACAAUCCAUGGCUUGGUAGGGAUGGAUGGAGGGCAGUAUCGCUGCAUGGCGGGGGGUUCGCAGAGCAUAGCACACGUGGAGGUCGAAGAGCGAAAGCUGAAGCUGGUCAGACACCUUGAACCAGUGGAACUUGAAGAAGAUAGCGUCGCCAGUUUCGCUUGUGAACUCAACUAUGUGGUUGCCAACGUCGAGUGGCUCCUCAACAAUGUCCGCCUCUAUUCCAGCACCACAAACAGGAUCCAACACAUGGGCACCAUGCACAGCCUUUUCAUUAAGAAGCUGAGACCGCAGCACAGUCGGGUCACCUUUAGAGCUGGCCUUCUUUCGGAGACGACAACUUUAAAGGUCAAAGAGCGCCCUGCGGUAUUUCUAAGACCUCUGGAAGAUGCAGUUGGGGAAGAACAAGGGGAGAUCUGCCUUCAGUGUGAAGUUUCCAAAGCGUCUGUGAUCCCAGUCUGGAGGAAGAAUGGUAUUGCCCUGACACCUGAUGAAAAGCAUGAGUUGUGCCAGUACGGAAGGUCCCUGGCACUGAUAAUCCAUUACUUGAGCAAAGAUGAUGCUGGGCAGUACACCUGUGAUCUGGGCACCAGCCAAACCAAGGCUAAAGUUACUGUACAUGAUUUACAUAUCACUAUUAUCCACCGCUUGAAGACAACGUCCAUAAUGGAGGGUGAAAGCUGCACUUUUGAAUGUCAACUCUCUCACGUUCUUAGUGAUGAGCCUUUGUGGACCAUCAACGGUCAAGUGGUUGUCUCCAACAGCCACUUCCAGGUCAUCAACAAUGGUCACAAGUACAAGCUGAGGAUUAAAGAUGCAGUUUUGUCCAACGCUGGAGAAGUGAUCUUUGGAAUUAAAGACUUAAGCUGCAGGACAAUGCUCUUUGUCAAAGAGAGGCCAGUGCACAUUUUUAGGGAUCUGCUGAAUGUCAAGACUGUACCAGGUGAGGAUGCGGAGCUGAAUUGUGAGAUCACCAAACCUGAGGUCAGCAUCCACUGGCUGAAAAAUGGCCAUAUGAUCAGGCAGAGUCACAAAUAUAAGAUGAGCGUGGAAAAGAACCUGGCAAGGCUGAUAGUCAAGAAUACCACGAUCAGAGACUCAGGAGAGUACUGCUGUCAGGCUGAUGGGGUUUCCUCCCAUGCCAAACUGGAGGUUAGAGAUCUGCAGCACUCAUUCGAGAAGGAGUUAAAAGACAGCAAAGCAGAGGAAAAAGGUAAAGUGACCCUGGAGUGCGAGACCAGACAGCCAGCCAAAAGAGUGACCUGGCUCAAGGGCAUGAUGCAGCUGAGGUCGAGCAGGAAAUAUGUCAUGAGGCAGAAGGGUGUGGUGCUUUCCCUCACCAUCACUUAUCUGGAGAAAUCGGACACAGAUAUCUACACGUGUGAUGUUGGGACCAUGCAGAGCCGUGCGCAGCUGACUGUGCAGGGCCAGAGGGUGGUGAUUCUAGAUGAACUGGAGGACAUUGAGUGCCUUGAAAGUGAUACAGUCACCUUCAAAUGUCAAAUCUGUCCCAGUGACUACACAGCAGUAAAGUGGUACUUGGACGAGACUCUACUCUACAAUAAUCAGCUUAAUGAAAUCCAGAUGCUGGCGGGUGGCUACCACACGCUGACAUUUAGACAGCUAGCCCGCAAAGAUACUGGUACCAUUUCGUUUUCAGCCGGUGACAAACGAUCAUAUGCGUCACUGUUGGUCAGAGAGAGACGUCCAACAAUUUGCAAAGCCCUCGAGGACUGUGAGGCUAUUGAAGGAGGGGGUCUAGUUUUGUCCUGCGUGACCUCAAAGCCAUGCCACAUCCUCUGGUACAAAGAUUGUUGCUUGAUGUGGAACUCGUCAAGGUACUUUGCAAGUCGUUCGGGAUGUGAGGCUCGGCUGGCAAUUCGAGAGGUCUGCCAAAGUGAUGCUGGGGUGUAUGAGUGCAGUGCUGGAUCUGUUUCAACAAGGGCUGUUGUAACCGUCAAAGCUAUCCCAGCUGAAUUCACGAAGCCUCUGCAGGACGUAGAGUCCCGAGAAGGUGAAACCGCUACAUUGACCUGUGAAUACUCUCUGCCGGGAGUCCAAUUCCACUGGAAAAAAGGCAGUGAGAGCCUCAGGCCUGGAGACAAGUACGUGAUGAAACAGAGACAGACCAUCAAUUCACUCAUCAUCCGAGCUGUGAAGCCGGAGGACUCGGGGGAGUACACCUGUCAAUGCAGGGGCCACCACACUACAGCAAAGCUCAAAGUGCAAGCCAUUCCGAUUACAUUCAUCCAGCAACUGAAGAACCUGCAUGCAGAGGAAGGGAGCAAUGUCAUUUUGCGAUGCGAACUCUCCAAAUCUGGAAUACCAAUCGAAUGGAUGAGAGGCCAAGAAGUGUUGAAGAAUGGAGUGAAGUACCAGAUGAGAAGAUGGGAGACAACAUUAGAGCUUUUGAUAUGGAAAGCUGUUCCUGAAGACAGUGGACUUUACAAGUGUUUGUGUGCUGAUCAGGUCACAUCCGCCACUGUCAAAGUCAAAGCUCUGCCACUCACCUUCAAGCAGAAGCUGCACAACGUAAGCUUCGAGGAGGGCAAUAUGGCAACGUUGAGAUGUGAGCUUUCCAAAGCAUCUCUCUUUGUGGAGUGGUGGAAGGGCGGUGAUGAGCUCAUCAAGAAUAGUGACAAAUAUCACAUGCGCCAGAGUGACACACUGAUCGAACUGAGGAUCCUAGAUGUGACGCCAGAAGACAGCAACAUCUACACCUGCAUUUGUGGGAGCAUAGAAACCACAGCGACCCUCACUGUGAAUGCACUCCCCAUCACCUUCAAGCAAAAGCUGAAGAACCUUCAAGUGGAAGAAGGACACAACAUCACGCUGUCUUGUGAGAUCUCCAAGCCUGGCGUUGCUGUGGAGUGGAGGCUCGCCGGUGAGCUUCUUGAGGAUGGGGAAAAGUACCAGAUGAAGCAGAGAGGCUCCGUGCUCACCCUGACGAUCAGAGAUGCUCUGCCGGAGGACAGCGGCAUAUACGCCUGUGUCUGCAGAGACCAGAAGACAAAGGCCACAGUUAAAGUCGUUGCGAUCCCCGCCACGUUUAAAGGGAGUCUGAAAAGCCAGGAGGCGGAGGAGGGCAGUAGUGUGACACUCCGCUGCCAAUUGUCAAAAACAGAUGCCCGAGUAGAAUGGCAGAAAAAUGGACAGGUGCUGUCUGAGGAGAUGUCCGGAAGAAAGUAUCAGUUGAAGCUUGAAGGGCAGACAGCUGAGCUGACCAUUGUCAGCGUAGAAGUGGAGGAUGCGGGGAGGUACAGCUGUAUUACAGGAGAUGAGAAAACAACUGCCGAACUCAAAGUGAAAUCACUUCCAGUCACAUUCAAACAUGGGCUCAAGAAUUUGGAGGUGAAGGAAGGCGACAGGGGGCUUUUCUGCUGUGAGCUCUCCAAACCUGGAGCUCCAGUGGAGUGGAGGAAAGGUCGUGUACUUCUGAGCAGUGGAGGCAAGUAUGAGAUGAAGCAGGAAGGGCCUUACACCAAGAUGGUUGUCAACAACGUGCAAGACAGCGAUGCUGGGAAAUACUUUUGCAAAACUAAGGACAGCCAAUCAACUGCAGAGCUGUCUGUCCAGGGUUUACCACCACGUUUCACGCUCAUGCUUGCCAACCAGGAGGUGAUUGAAGGCAACAGUGUGUUUCUGCGCUGUGAGCUGAACAAACCUGCCCACUCAGUGGAGUGGAGGAGAGGAUGCUUGGUGUUGAGGCAAGGAGACAAGUACCAGAUGAGGAAAAAGGAUUUGCAGCUGGAGAUGACUAUUAAUGAUGUCACUCUCGAAGAUGCUGGUGAUUACACCUGUACUUGUGGUGAAGAAACUACUACAGCUUUCCUUGCAGUGAACGAACGGCCUGUCAAAUUCCUCCAUGAACUGAGUAACAUUGAAGUGCAAGAAGGCAACGGGGUAACACUUUGCUGCCAGCUCUCCAAAGCAGGGCUCACUGCUCAGUGGAUGAAGGGAGAUGAGUUGUUAACCAAUGGUGAGAGGUAUCAGCUGAAGCAGAGAGGCUCCACACUGGAGCUGCUCAUCGACAAGAGUCAGCCUGAAGACAGUGGUAUUUACAGCUGCAUCUGUGAAGACAUUAAAACUACUGCUACAAUCAUCAUAACCGCAAUUCCAGUGAUGUUCAAGCAAAAGUUGAAGAACCAAGAAACAGUGGAGGAGAGCAGUGUGAUGCUCUACUGCGAGCUCUCCAAACCAGGAGUUCCGGUUGAGUGGAGAAAGGAUGCUCAGCUCCUGAGGGAGGGAGCCAAAUAUCAGAUGAAGCAAGAGGGCAGGGUGUGUGAGAUGCUGAUCGCAGAUCUUACUCUCAAGGAUACUGGCGAAUACAGCUGCUCUGGUGGUUCAGCUGUUACUUCCGCUGAGAUCAAAGUAAGAGCUCUUCCGGUUACAUUUAAGCAAGAAGUUCAGAAUUUGGAGCUGAAGGAAGGUGACAGUGGAGUGUUCUGCUGCGAGUUGUCCAAACCUGACGCACCAGUGGACUGGAGGAAAGGAAGAGUCAUCCUUAAGCCUGGUUACAAAUAUGAAAUGAAACAGGAGGGAAAUUUCACCAAACUGUUUGUCAACCAUGUAGAAGAAUGUGACGCUGGGAAGUACACUUGCAAGACAAAAGACAGCCAAUCAACUGCUGAGCUCAUCGUGAUAGCACCUCCCAUCACAUUCAAAACCAAGUUAAAGAACCUCCAAGUGGAAGAGGAGAACAGCGUGACAUUGAUAUGUGAAUUGUCCAAACCCGGCCUUUCUGUUGAGUGGAGGAAAGGCCAGGAGCUGCUGAAGAAUAAUUUCAAAUACCAGCUAAGAAAUCGAAACAGCAUGCUGGAGCUGACCAUCAAAAACACCCAGCUGGACGACAGUGGAGUCUACAGUUGUAUCUAUGGUGAUACCAAGACCGUAGCCAACAUCACUGUGACACCUAUUCCCCUCACCUUUAAGAUGGGUUUGAAGAACCAGGAGGCCGCUGAAGGAGGCAACGUGACCCUACGAUGUGAACUGUCCAGGAGUGGGAUGUCUGUACAGUGGUGGAAGGGAGAGGACCAGCUCCAUCAAGGUGGGAGGUAUCAGAUGACCCUCAAGGAGAACGUAGCUGAGAUGAGCAUCAGAAACAUCCAGCCGGAGGACGUUGGGGAGUACAGUUGUGUCUUUGGCGAGCAGAAGACAACUGCUGAAGUGAAUGUGAGAGCGGCGGCAUCCGUUUUCUUUGAGAAGGAACUGGAGAGCCAAGCGGUGACAGAGGGCAAAUCGGUGCUGCUGUCAUGUGAAGUUUCCAGUGCAAAUGUCCCGGUCACUUGGAAGAAGGACAACACGGUCAUUGAAGCUGGGGCACGACUAAUUAUUACCAAAAAAGGACCUAUGCAUAUGCUGGCGAUCAAGGAGCUGAACCUGGAGGAUGCUGGCGAAUACUGUUGCAUCACCAGGGGCAAGAAGACCGCUGCCAAGUUGAUUGUGAGGGAGCGGGUACGAAUCGUUACAGAGCUUAAAGACAUCACUGUAACUGCGGGGGAAGAUGCCAUGUUUGUGUGCGAGCUGAGCCAUGCCAAUGUGAAUGAGGGUGUGUGGUGGCUGGACUCCAGUCCGCUGCAGAGGAACGAUAUGAACCAGAUGACAUGCCAAGGUCGCACACACCGACUUGUUCUCACCAUGACAACACCUGACGAGACAGGCAUUGUGGCAUUUGUGAUCGGGGAAGAAAGGACAUCGGCGAGUCUUUUGGUGGUGCCAAAGGUCAAAGUUUUAUUUGAGGAGAAGCCUCAAGAUGUUCGAAUCUCAGAAGGAGAAAUUGCUACUUUGUCCUGCACAACCUCUGACUUCACCACCCCGGUUACCUGGAGGCACAACCAUAUCCCUCUCCGAAAUGGCGACAAAUUUGAGAUACGAAAGGAGGGAAAAGUCAACUUACUGCUCAUCCAUGCCGUGGAGCCCCGGGAUGCUGGAGUUUACUCUUGUGAUACAGGCGAUGCACAGGCCAGUGCCAAGCUUACUGUGACAGAGCUGCCCCCAUUCUUCCAGGAAGAGUUGCAAAGCAUUGAGACUGAGGAGGGAGGUAUCGCCUCCCUGCGCUGUGAACUGUCCAAAAUCGGGUUGCCAGUACAAUGGAGGAAGAACAGUUUGCCACUUCGGGCUGGCAGGAAGUACGAGAUGAAGCAGGAUGGCUGCUUCCUUCAGCUUUACAUCAAGGAGCUUAAACUUGAGGACAGUGGCAGCUACACCUGUCAAGCAGGAAAUGCAGAAACUACUGCUACUGUUACAGUCAAAGAGCUACGGCCGUUCUUCAAGAAAGAUUUGGAAAAUGUGCGGGCGGAUGAGGGCGGCUCCGUUUCUUUGAGCUGUGAGGUGUCUAAACCUGGAUUGCCAGUUCAAUGGAAAAAGAACAAGCUUCCUCUGAGCGCCAACAGGAGGUAUGAGAUGAAGCAAGAUGGCUGCCUUUUCCAGUUUAGCAUUGUGGACCUCAAACCUGAAGACAGUGGCAGCUACUCAUGUCAUGUAGGAAGUGUAGAAUCAACUGCAACUAUCAUAGUGAAAGAACUCCCACCAUUUUUCAAAGAAAACUUACAGAAUGUAAAGGGUGAGGAGGGAGGUAUCGCCUCCCUGCGCUGUGAACUGUCCAAAAUCGGGUUGCCAGUACAAUGGAGGAAGAACAGUUUGUCACUUCGGGCUGGCAGGAAGUACGAGAUGAAGCAGGAUGGCUGCUUCCUUCAGCUUUACAUCAAGGAGCUUAAACUUGAGGACAGUGGCAGCUACACCUGUCAAGCAGGAAAUGCAGAAACUACUGCUACUGUUACAGUCAAAGAACUCCCACCAUUUUUCAAAGAAAACUUACAGAAUGUAGAGGGUGAUGAGGGAGGUAUCGCCUCCCUGCGCUGUGAACUGUCCAAAAUCGGGUUGCCAGUACAAUGGAGGAAGAACAGUUUGCCACUUCGGGCUGGCAGGAAGUACGAGAUGAAGCAGGAUGGCUGCUUCCUUCAGCUUUACAUCAAGGAGCUUAAACUUGAGGACAGUGGCAGCUACACCUGUCAAGCAGGAAAUGCAGAAACUACUGCUACUGUUACAGUCAAAGAGCUACGGCCGUUCUUCAAGAAAGAUUUGGAAAAUGUGCGGGUGGAUGAGGGCGGCUCCGUUUCUUUGAGCUGUGAGGUGUCUAAACCUGGAUUGCCAGUUCAAUGGAAAAAGAACAAGCUUCCUCUGAGCGCCAACAGGAGGUAUGAGAUGAAGCAAGAUGGCUGCCUUCUCCAGUUUAGCAUUGUGGACCUCAAACCUGAAGACAGUGGCAGCUACUCAUGUCAUGUAGGAAGUGUAGAAUCAACUGCAACUAUCAUAGUGAAAGAACUCCCACCAUUUUUCAAAGAAAACUUACAGAAUGUAGAGGGUGAGGAGGGAGGUAUCGCCUCCGUGCGCUGUGAACUGUCCAAAAUCGGGUUGCCAGUACAAUGGAGGAAGAACAGUUUGCCACUUUGGGCUGGCAGGAAGUACGAGAUGAAGCAGGAUGGCUGCUUCCUUCAGCUUUACAUCAAGGAGCUUAAACUUGAGGACAGUGGCAGCUACACCUGUCAAGCAGGAAAUGCAGAAACUACUGCUACUGUUACAGUCAAAGAGCUACGGCCGUUCUUCAAGAAAAAUUUGGAAAAUGUGCGGGUGGAUGAGGGCGGCUCCGUUUCUUUGAGCUGUGAGGUGUCUAAACCUGGAUUGCCAGUUCAAUGGAAAAAGAACAAGCUUCCUCUGAGCGCCAACAGGAGGUAUGAGAUGAAGCAAGAUGGCUGCCUUCUCCAGUUUAGCAUUGUGGACCUCAAACCUGAAGACAGUGGCAGCUACUCAUGUCAUGUAGGAAGUGUAGAAUCAACUGCAACUAUCAUAGUGAAAGAACUCCCACCAUUUUUCAAAGAAAACUUACAGAAUGUAGAGGGUGAGGAGGGAGGUAUCGCCUCCCUGCGCUGUGAACUGUCCAAAAUCGGGUUGCCAGUACAAUGGAGGAAGAACAGUUUGCCACUUCGGGCUGGCAGGAAGUACGAGAUGAAGCAGGAUGGCUGCUUCCUUCAGCUUUACAUCAAGGAGCUUAAACUUGAGGACAGUGGCAGCUACACCUGUCAAGCAGGAAAUGCAGAAACUACUGCUACUGUUACAGUCAAAGAGCUACGGCCGUUCUUCAAGAAAGAUUUGGAAAAUGUGCGGGCGGAUGAGGGCGGCUCCGUUUCUUUGAGCUGUGAGGUGUCUAAACCUGGACUGCCAGUUCAAUGGAAAAAGAAUAAGCUUCCUCUGAGGGCCAACAGGAGGUAUGAGAUGAAGCAAGAUGGCUGCCUUCUCCAGUUUAGCAUUGUGGACCUCAAACCUGAAGACAGUGGCAGCUACUCAUGUCAUGUAGGAAGUGUAGAAUCAACUGCAACUAUCAUAGUGAAAGAACUCCCACCAUUUUUCAAAGAAAACUUACAGAAUGUAAAGGGUGAGGAGGGAGGUAUUGCCUCCCUGCGCUGUCAGGUGUCGAAGCCCGACACUGCCAUACAAUGGAAGAAGAACAAGUUGCCAUUAAGAGCAAGCAACAAGUAUCAGAUGGCACAGGAUGGCUGCCUCCUGCAGCUCAAAAUCAGUGACCUCAAACCUGAGGAUGAAGGUAGCUAUACAUGUGAAGCAGGAAGCGAAGAAACCACUGCAACUAUUUCUGUAAAAGAAUUCCCAGUUAUAUUCAAAGCUGACUUGCAGAGUACAGAGGCAGAGGAAGGAGAUAAAGCCUUCCUAUCCGGUGAGCUGUCUAAACCUGGAGUGCCAGUUCAGUGGAAAAAGAACAAGCUUCCUCUGAGGGCAAAUUGGAAAUAUGUAAUGAAACAAGAUGGCUGUCUUCUUCAGCUGAACAUUAUGGACCUCAAACCUGAAGAUAGCGGAACAUACACAUGUCAAGCAGGAAGUGCAACGAGUUCAGCAACUCUAACUGUGAAAGAGUUGCCAUUAUUCUUCAAACAACAAUUGCAAAGUGUGGAGACAGAGGAGGGCGGUUCAGUCUCUCUGUACUGUGAAUUGUCUAAACCUGGAGUGCCAGUGCAAUGGAAGAAGAACAGGCUGCCUUUGAAGGCCAGCAGGAAGUUUGAGAUGAAACAAGAUGGCUCCCUCCUUCAGCUCAACAUCAGUGACCUCGAGCCUGAGGAUGGCGGUAGAUACACAUGUCAAGCAGGCAGUGCAGAGACCACUGCAACACUGUCUGUAAGAGAGCGCCCAAUCUCAUUCGAAAUCGAAUUGCAAAGUAUGGAGGCAGAAGAAGGAGACACAGCCGUUCUGUCCUGUGAGCUGUCGAAACCUGGAGUGGCAGUGCAAUGGAAAAAGAACAGACUGCCUCUGAGGGAUGACAGGAAGUAUGCGAUGAAACAAGAUGGCUGCCUUCAACAACUCGCCAUAAUUGACCUUAGACCCGAAGACAGCGGAAGCUACACAUGCUAUGCGGGAACUGCAGAGACUUCUGCAACUCUAGCUGUGAGAGAGCUUCCAUUAUUCUUCAAAGAAAAAUUACAAAGAGUGGAGAUAGAAGAGGGAUGUUCAACAUCUCUGUUCUGUGAGCUGUCAAAACCUGGAGUGCCAGUGCAAUGGAAGAAAGACAAACUGCCUUUGAGGGCCAACAAGAAGUACGAGAUGAAACAGGAUGGCUGCCUUCUACAGCUCAACAUCAAGGACCUCAAAUUGGAGGACAGUGGUAGUUACUCAUGUCAAGCAGGAAGUGCAGAGACUGCAACCACUUUAUCAGUGAAAGAGCUCCCGCCAUUGUUUGUGACAGGCCUACAAAGUGCAGAGCGAGAUGAGGGAACCUCAUUCUCUCUAUGCUGUGAGCUCUCUAAACCUGGGGUGCCAGUGCAAUGGAAAAAAAACAAUCUGCCUCUCAGGGCCAACAAGAAGUAUGAGAUGAAGCAAGAUGGCUGCCUUCUUCAGCUCAACAUCGAGGAUCUUAAACCUGAGGACAGUGGCAGCUACACAUGUCAAGCAGGGAGUGCAGAAACCACAGCAACUCUUUCUAUCAAAGCGCUCCCUCCACUGUUCAAGAAAAAGCUACAAAGGAUAGAGGCAGACGAGGGGGCUACAGCUGUCCUGUCUUGCGAGCUGUCGAAACCUGAAGUCUCAGUACAGUGGAAGAAGAAUGCGCUGCCAUUGAAAGCUGACAGGAAGUAUGACAUGAAACAGGAUGGCUGUCUGCUUCAGCUUCAUAUUAAGGAGCUCCAUCUUGAAGACUGUGGGAGCUACACAUGUCAAGCAGGAAGUGCAGAGACCACUGCAACUGUGUCUGUAAAAGAACUGCCUUGCUUUUUCAAGAAAGAAUUGCAAAACACCGAAACGGAAGAGGGAGCCACAGCAGUCUUGUGUUGUGAACUGUCCACACUUGGUGUGUCGGCACAGUGGAAAAAAAAUGGAAUUCCACUAAGAGCAAACAGGAAGUAUGCGAUGAAGAAGGAUGGCUGUUUGCUGCAACUUCAUAUCAAGGAGCUAAAUCCAGAAGAUAGUGGAAUUUACUCAUGUCAAGCAGGAAAUGCAGAAACCACUGCAGCGGUGUCUGUAAAAGCACCUGAGACUACUUUGUCAAAGAAUGAACCCCCCAUGGUACGACCGCGAACAAGGAGUACCACCUCCGAACCCGAGAAUGUGAAUCUCCCCAAUGCACACCCAAUCCCUCCUGAACCCAAGACGAGGACAGUGCGAAAAGCAUCGAUCACUGCUGUAGAACAAGAUGGAGAGGCCAUGGUUAAUAUCAAACAGCCCAUUCAGUCUUUGCAAAUAGAAGACCAGAAGGCGAUGCAGACUGAAAAACCGACAGAAAAUGCUCAGUACAAUGUGGACCAAAAUGUGGAGGUUUCCGCAAGACCAGCAAAUCUAGAUGAGAAGGAGCAUGUGAUUGAAAGAGUUGAGACGGAGAAGAUUCAACCAGCAAAGCCACAAAUGAAGGCAGAACUCAGUCAACCAGGCAGAAAUCUUGGAAAUAAUGGUGUUGAUCAACAGAAGCAGUUUUUUAAAUCUCUGGAAACAAAUCCAACGCAAAACGAAAAACCAUUCGAAAAAGUCAGAGAAGUUGAAAUACUUGAUGACCACCCAGAAACAACAUUGUGGAAGAGAGUUGAGGAGGAGAAAAAGGUUAUGAAACCAUCAACAACAGCCUUUGAGAUCGAAACAUUGGAACCAGAUGUUAAGGAUAGUGAUGUGGGGAAGACUGGGGACGGUGUGUUACCUCCUGUGAGGUCAAAAGGAAAAGCAGCAAGAGGAAGAGAGACUCCUGAAGUUGUUAAAAAAGAAACUGAGGAGUUCACUCUUCAGCCAUCAGACGCUGCCCUCAAUGAUUCUAGGGAUGGGAAUACACUGAGAAACCACGUAAAAGAACUCGCGGCCACAGAGAAAGUAGAGGAGCAAGUGAUACAAGUACCAUCAGUAAAUCAGCUGGACAGCCACUCCGGAAAAAGAAAAGAACUGCAUCAAGAUAUAAGGACUGAACCUAUUCCCCCAAAGCCACCUGUGAGGUCAAAGAGCAAAACUAGGACAGGAAUGGAAAAACGACUAUCAAGAGACACUGAAACACAUCAAGAUGAACAAGUGGUGACAACGGCCAAAGCUCAGCUACUAAAAGAGACGGGAAGGUCGUUGAAAGACGAAGAAUCAAGACUUGAGAAAAAACAGUCGGCAUCAGCAGACGCUGAUAUGGUGGAAAAGUUGGUUCUACCCAAACAGCUGAUAAAACAUCCAGUCAAACCUAUGAGAAAAGAACCUGAAAUGGACAAAGAAGUUGCUGCCGGAUCAAUGGCAAGGAAGGACGACCACCAAGAAGUGCCAAUGAUGGAAGAAAUUCCUCUCCUCUACAUCUCUGAAGAUGAAACUUUCUCAGAAGCUUUGACCGAGAUCCCCAUAAUCGAACCCGGUGGCUUCUAUGAUGAAACGUCAACCCAACCCUACACCCAGCCUAUCAUUUUGGAUCUCCAGAAGCCAGUCCAGGAUGCUUCACCAGAGGUUUACAUCAGUGCUGAAGAUGAACCACAAAUGCAAGAAGCAACCGUCAAGAUCCAGACUCCCUUAAAAGGCUACGAAACUGGCAAAGAUACACGGCCGGUCUUGAAAGAGGUCUUUAGCAACCAGUGUGCAGAUGUUGAUGGUAACAUCACUCUAGUGUGUAUUAUAGAAGGACAUUAUGACAGCGUGUGCUGGCUUAAAGAUGGUCAAACAAUCAGUAGUGAUGAACGACAUUGUAUUGAAGCCGCAGAGGGUGGAGUAUGCUCUCUAGUUAUCACUCAACUGACCCUUAGUGACAGUGGCAUCUACACAUGUGAGGUGGUCAAUAAAUCUGGUAUGACGUCCUACAGUGGAAACAUAACCGUGGUUCCGCUACAACAGCCUGCUCAGACAGUCGGCAGGCAAGUGCACCCACCUCUCGCCGCAAUUACUCCACUGCAGUUGGCCCCACUGAGGCCUGAGGACAAAACACAGAUUCAAGAUCAGGCCACUUCGGGGACCGAUGCUGAUAACUAUGUCGAGAAUAUCGACGUCUCUUUGUGGGAGGCCUACAACCUGACAGAGCAGCACAUUCAGAUGGGCCAACAAAAGAGGAGACCAUCGUCUCUCAUCGCCACCAGCUCCGUGUCAAGUCCAUCUGAUUAUGACACUGCACCAGAUGUGAUUGAACCUGUCGAAAUUAUGACCCAUCCAGCAAGGGAACUUCCUGAGGCAACAGACCAGAUGCCUCCGAAGGACUUGAAACAACACUCUGCUGAUCCCUGCCUUCUCAAGACCUUUUUACAAGUUCAAGGCACCCAAGAAGACCAAAUGAGAACACCAUCUCCUAAACACCUUAGGGCGCACACACCUUUAGCUAGCACUGUCUCUGGAUCAGAAUCCGAAGGGGAAGAGGAUCAACGCGAGACAUUUGAAAUGUAUGUGGCGAGAGCAGCCUGCAACCCCAACAGUGGAAGCAAGGACAGUUUUUUACUGAAGGAGGGUCAAUUCGUCGAGGUUCUAGACUCUGUCCAUCCAGACAAAUGGCUCGUGAGAACCAAACCCACCAAAACCAACGCUGCCCGACAGGGAUGGGUGUGUCCGGCCUACCUAGAGAAGAAGAGAAAGGAGGCCUUCACACAAUUGCGGGCACCUCAAGAGGAUCUUGAUGGAAUCGGUUCCACGGGAGAAGAGUAUAGGAGGGCUUUGAGCCAACUGAUUCAAGGACUGAUUGAUGGUGAAGAGGAGUUUGUGAAGGAAACGAGGCUGUUUAUUUCUCAUCCACUAAAUUACUUGGACUCAAGUCUCAAUGUUCCUAUCCACAUCAUCAACCAGAAAGAUAUCAUUUUCAGAAAUAUAAAGGACAUUGUCCUUCUUCAUGAGAAGUCUAUUCUCCCUGGGUUGAGAGCAUGUACUACGGAUGAUGACGUCGCUAUGCAUCUGAUCCGUCACUUUGAGGACCUUGAAAAGUAUGUUCACUACAUGCUCGGACAAACACAAGCAGAGGCCUGCAUUGCUGAUAAAGCUACCCAACAAUAUCUCAAAGAGUUACCAGGAUCCGGUAGACCCGAGGCUCCCGUCAUAGAUACCUUGACCUUCAUCCAAAGACCAGUUGAAAGGAUUCAGACAUAUCAAGCAUUGCUGAAGGAGCUAAUUAAGAACAAGGCCAAAAGCGGCCAGAGCUGUUGUUUGUUGGAGGAUGCAUUCUCCCUUGUGUCCUGUCUACCCUGGAGGUCUGACAAUCUGCACCAGGUCUCCCUCAUUGAAAACUACCCCGCCCCUUUGUCUGCCCUGGGCGAGCCUGUGCGGCAGGGAGCCUUCACUGUGUGGGAUGAAACGCCAGACACUAAAAAGACCUCUAGAGGGCAUCAGAGACAAGUCUUUCUGUUCAAGGAAUGUAUUGUCCUAUGCAAACUGAGAAGAGAUGCCAGUAAGAGCUGUGAUGUGUAUACCUUCAAGAAUAAAAUGAAGCUGAAUGAUGUUGAGCUACGGGAAACAAUGGGAGGUGACGAGAAGACUUGGGAGCUGUGGCAUGAGCACAGGGGCUCGGUGCGGAGAUAUGCACUGCAGGGCCGUUCACCACUGGUGAGACUUUCCUGGCUCAAAGACCUGAAGGAGCUGCAGCAACGAUCCAUCCUGCCCACUAACAACCCCCCUGUGUUUACAUCACUGCUAUCGGAUUGCACGGCAAAGAUCGGGCAGACAGUCAAACUGAGCUGCAAGGUUACAGGAUCGCCCCAGCCAGUGAUCACUUGGCUCAAAGAUGGCCUUGUGUUGGAGGAUGACCCUCGGCACAUCAUCACAGCGGACAGAUCCGGCACGUGCAUUCUGAUCUUGGACAGUUUAACUGCAGAAGACUCUGGACAAUAUCUGUGCUACGCUAACAGCAGCAUGGGCAGCACUGGCACUCUGGCUACUGUUGUAGUGCAGGCUCCACCUAGAUUUAUUAGUCGGCUGGAAAGUACUUGUCUGAUCGAGAGUGAGGACCUUCACUUUACUUGUUCCACUCUCACAACUCCUGUUCCCCGAAUCAGGUGGAUGAAAGAUGGCAAAGAGUUGAGUGACACGCAAAAAUAUUCAGUCUCGAAUGACCGUCGAAGUGGAAUUUUGUCUCUCACAGUCGUCAGUGCAACAGAGGCAGACAUCGGACUUUAUGAGUGUGAGCUUUCGAAUGAGUUUGGUUGUGUCAAGUGCAAGGCCGGUCUGUGCCCCUCAUAUGUCGCCCCGAAUGAAUCUGAGAGUGACCAGACGCAUGACCUACCUCCAAAAGAUGAAGACUCAGAGGGUUGGUCCUCUGCCUUUGUGAAGAAGUGGCUACAAACAGAUUUCACCCCCUCUUCUAUUGCUGAAGGGCUUUUUCCACCCAUUCAUGAACCAGCUGAGGGUGGUAUUGCAGAGGUUCCUCAGCCAGCAUGCAUGGAUCAGCCAGCACAGCCACAGGCUCCAUGUUACCUGGAGGAAGAAGAAGAAGAAAUCUACAUCUCGGAGCAAAUGCAAGAAAUAACAGAUGUUCCUCCCUUCAUCCAAGUACCCCCUGAAGAUGUGUGUGUUGAACCAGGCCAACCAGCCACAUUUACCGUCAUCAUAACGGGAAGGCCCAUGCCACAGAUACAGUGGUACAAGAAUGGGGAAGAACUUCCAGCCAGUCACAAUGUGGAGAUCGUUCAACAUGCCGCCCGCUGUUCAGUGACCAUCGUGUGCCCGGAAGUUGAAGACAGUGGCAUUUACACGUGCUUCUCUUACAAUGACUCUGGCCAUGUGUCGUGUCAGGCUCAUCUUACCGUUGAGGAAGGUCCACUGGGGUCUCAGGAGAGAGAGAUGGAGUUGGGGAAGAGAAGGAAGUUAUUCACUGUCUAUGAUGUGGGUGACGAAAUUGGAAGGGGAACAUUUGGUGUAGUGAAGCGUGUGAUCCAUAGAGGGACAGGUGAAGUCUUUGCUGCCAAAUUCUUACCCCUGCGAAGUAGCACCCGCACACGAGCCUUCAAGGAGAGGGAUUUGCUCUCUCGUCUGGCUCAUCCAAGGGUGGCUUGUCUACUGGACUUCUUUUGCACUCGGCGCACACUGGUGCUCAUUACAGAAAUCUGCUGUUCUCAUAGCCUUGUUGACCAUUUGUUACUCAGAGGUUUGGUCUCAGAGAAAGAGGUUCAGUCAUAUAUCCAGCAAAUUCUUGAAGGAGUUGGUCAUAUUCAUAGCAUGAACAUUUUGCAUCUGGACAUCAAACCAGAGAAUAUCCUUAUGGUAUAUCCACCCAGAGAUGAAAUCAAGAUCUGUGACUUUGGCUUCUGUCAGGAAGUAGACACAUCCAGACAUCUGUACAGCAUGUUUGGUACGCCGGAGUUUGUUGCACCCGAAAUUGUUCACCAAGAACCUGUCAGUGUGGGCACAGAUAUUUGGUCUGUGGGUGUGAUGACCUAUUUAUGUCUGUUAUGUCGUUGCCCGUUUGCGGGUGAAACGGACCGUGCUACACUGCUGAGAGUGGGAGAAGGGACCCUAAACUGGGAUGCCCAUGACGUCAUGAGUAGGAGUCCUGAAGCCCAGGCCUUUCUUCGCAGUCUUCUUCAACCAGACCCCGAGAAGCGACCAUCUGCCUUUGAAUGCUUGAGCCAUGAAUGGUUCCAGGAUGAACAUGCAGGAGAAGACACGGACGAAAUUAACACAAAGGGUUUAAAGUUAUUCAUCUCAAAAAGAAAAUGGCAGCGGUCCUUGACUUGUGUUGGUUCGGUGCUCACAUUAAGGCAAAUUCCAGAGCUCCUGGAUGCUCCUCUCAGAGAUACCGCAGUGACUGUUCCCCGUGAACACCAGCAGAACAGCAGCACCUCUAUGAGCAGUGGUUCAUCAUCCGAUUACGAUGAGGCUGACUCUUGGGACUUCUUCCAGCACUACAGCCCGACAGAGGAGGAGGAAGAAACAGAAGAGGACUAUGACCCUUUGAGCGAGAGAGCGCGGAUCCCUGAACCCUUUACCCAACUUCAGCAAGGUCCAUAUGAGGAGGAAGAAGUAACGUUUGGGGAGGGAGAGGAGGAGGACGAUGACGAGCUGGCUGGUAGGAGGAGCGUGUUAGAACGGAGUGUGAGUAGGCAGUCUGUUGCCUCAUCAGAUGUUUCGUACCUUCAAACACCUCAGAAUGAAAGAAGGUUCGACAAGGGCAGUAGUCCGUCUCUCCACUUUUCUGAUGGUGAUGAAGGUUCUGGGAGCGAUGCGGGUCGAAUCCCUCGUGGCAGCGUGAUCCGGAGCACUUUCUACAGCUCAUCUCAUCAGCUUUCACCCAUGUCAGCCAGACGCAUGACAUUACGGGAUAAAUUUCAGGCCAAAAAGCAGGAAAGAGGUCGCAAGCCACUACGGAGGAGCUUGUCAGGGCGCCUCAAUGAACCGCUCAUAGAAUACGUGGAGGAUGACACGGAGACCAACCGAAGCCAGAGGCGUGGGUCCACCCAACCCACAAUGCAAAAGUCUACCUCCUUUGAUGGCAGUGUCACCCGAACCAAUGUUCCACCUCAUAGAAGGAGCAGGUCUCUUGAUGACUACUCUCGGCGAUCUCCAAGCUCACCCAAGCCCUCAAAAGCCGGUGACGAAGAAGGUACGCAAAGUUUGAAGGAGGAUUUCACAGACGAUGAAGUGGGAGGAAAGAAAUUGCUGAUGAUUCCAAGCCCUCUGAGACCCGUAAGAAGAAGAGGUUCCGCUAUUCCCGUACAGGGCACUGCAACAUUGGGUGGUGGAUCUGCUCCAUUAAGUCUACUUGUGGGUGACAGGAUGAGCGAUAGGAUAGAGCAGGAACAUUCAGAGGGCGACGCCUUCACUGGCUCCCAGGGUUCCUUGGCUGGCUCAUCUAUUUUGGAGCAUGGCGGCUCUGAGUCUUCCAGUAGACUCGGUUCAUAUGAAGAGCUCAGAGGGAGGUACAGAUCAGAAGAGAGUGAAGGGUAUGAUGACCCAAGGGAGCCCAGGACUUCAUCAUCCCCUCGCUCAUUUCAAGAACUCAAACCAAGAGGCCCCUUUCCUCAAGUUCCUCCACGCAAUCGCACACGCUCCAACCCCAACAUGUGUCACUUGCAGAUGUCAUCAACCCCAAGUCCAAGUCCGAGCCUCUCCUCUCUCCAGGCUCCCAAAAGGCCACCCAGGACAAAAGAUAAGAAGGAAAGCCACGGCCUUCAAAGACAUGCAUCUGCGCCAGCUCUUGAAGUCCAGCCGUCCGCAGGAAAAUCCCCAAAACUGGGACUGCUGAAUAUCUUCCGCAGGCAGUCCUGGGCUAGCCAUUCCUACUCUCAGCUGGACAGCACAGAGUUAGGACCAACGCUAGGAGAGAUAAUGAAGCCAGCUACGCCUACCAUGUCAUUCAGAAAGAAAAUGAGAGCUUCAGCUUCCAGUUUGACUAAGCUGUUUUCAAGGUCGUCCAGUAAAGAGGAUCUAAGUCAAGGAGGGCCAAUUGUUAAGGGCUCAAUUUUGCCUGAAAAGGAGCAUGGGCUUGAAAGUCCAAAAACGAGAAGCUCCAUGCGCCUGCCUACUUUUAAGAUACCAGCAUUCAAAAAAUCGAAAGAUCUUCUAGUCCGUCCCAACAAGGCUGAUGUGCUUCAGUUGGACGGAGGUGGAGUACUGCUAGUGUGGAAGCCUGUUCAGUCUAGUGACCCGGUUACCUACUGCGUGCAAUACUGUACAGAUGGAGGGGAGUGGACAGUCCUGUCGGAGGAUGUGACUGACAGCAGCUAUGUAGCGAAAGAUCUACCCAGAGGAGCUUCAUAUGUUUUCAGGGUAGGUUGUAUCACCAAGACAGGAGCAGGACCUUUCAGUGAUGCUUCUGCCCCGAUUGUCAUGGCAACACACCUUGAAGAUGCAAAUGUUCCUCUCAUCCAGACUGACUGCCUCGGUUCAAAGGUGACUGGGUCAGAAAGUCAGGCAACCCAGAGGAAUUACAAUUUCCUGUCAGAGAUCAACAGGGGUCGUUUCAGCGUGGUCAACUUAUGUCGCGAUGCUGAAACCAGCCAAGUGUUUGCCGCCAAGAUCACGCCGUACCGGGCAAAGCACAGACAGUUGGUCCUGAGGGAAUAUCAGCUGCUGAGGAGGCUUCAUCAUGCCCACCUGGUACAACUGCACACUGCUUACAUCACUUCCUGUUACCUAGUGCUGGUGGAGGAGCUCUGCCCUGGCAAAGAGUUACUCUACAGUCUAGCUGCAAGAGAAGUGUACUCAGAGGCUAGUGUGGCCGAGCUGCUGGGUCAGAUCCUGAGUGCGGUCGACUACCUUCAUGGCCGGCGAGUGGUCCACUUGGACCUCAAGUCCGACAACAUGCUAGUGGACGACGGCAACCACCUGAAGAUUGUGGACUUUGGCUCGGCUCUGUCGUUCACGCCUGGUCAGCCCCUGCACACUGAGCACCUGCAGGGUCUGUCGGAGAGCAAAGAGCGCUGCAGCAAAGAUUAUAUUGUCCUUCCUAAAGCUCCGGAAAUCCUGGACGGACAGGGUGUUGGACCUGAGACUGAUGUUUGGGCAAUCGGAGUUCUCUUGUUUAUUAUGUUGAGUGCCGACAGCCCGUUUCAUGCAGAACAGAGCUGGGAACAAGACAGAAACAUCAAGAAAGGGAAGAUCCAGUUUGGACUCUGUUACCCUGGUUUGUCCGAAGGAGCCUUGAACCUGAUGAAGAGCAGCCUGAAUAACAAAUCCUGGGGGAGACCCACUGCGGCAGAGUGUCUCCAGAAUCCUUGGCUGCGUGCUCAUCGCGCCCCCCACCGAUCACGCCACUCCAAGGUGUGUUUCUCCACCGAUAAACUCAAAGCGUACCUCACGCAGAAGGAGGAGAAGCGAGACCAAGUGCGCACCAAGCUUCAGGGUCCCUUCUUUCAGUAGCGAGUUACCAGAGAAAAAAAUAUGCAAUACAAGCAUUAACAAAGUUGUGUGACAAACAGCUGGCCCCUGAGGGAACUGCGAUGCGUCUUAAAAAGCUGUGUCUCAACUUAUACUGUAGAGCAUCAUGAUAAAAGUUGUUGUUGAAAAUGGUUUAAAUGCAAGCAUCUGAGAGAUAAUGUUCAGUGAGUGAGUUCAGACUUGAUAAUGUUUCUCUCUGCAUGUCACAUUUGAAUUCAAAUAUGACAUUAUUCAGCCUUUUUCUGUUUUCAUGUGUAAAUUUGAUUUUUGUUGUUUGUUUUUUUUGUCGGUUGGAUGUCUCAGUAAUACAAUUUAUUGUGUCAACCAUCUGCUUGGAUGAGUUGCCGGAUGACGGGUGAAAUAAAUGGCAUUGAAAUGACCAGUA
Messenger RNA from Hippocampus zosterae (dwarf seahorse), 21383 nucleotides. It is a transcript of the gene obscna, whose product is annotated as obscurin, cytoskeletal calmodulin and titin-interacting RhoGEF a. Gene Ontology annotation, molecular function: protein kinase activity; protein binding; guanyl-nucleotide exchange factor activity. Lineage: Eukaryota; Metazoa; Chordata; Actinopteri; Syngnathiformes; Syngnathidae. Gene Ontology annotation, biological process: protein phosphorylation. Bases 482 to 20980 code for a protein of 6832 amino acids. The transcript has 86 exons. The record is from RefSeq and is a predicted model, not a curated record.